Molecule: messenger RNA, 1380 nt
Organism: Mytilus trossulus (common blue mussel)
Lineage: Eukaryota; Metazoa; Mollusca; Bivalvia; Mytilida; Mytilidae
Exons: 1
Coding region: 1-1380 (459 amino acids)
Biological process (GO): chromatin remodeling
Cellular component (GO): nucleus
Molecular function (GO): catalytic activity
Source: RefSeq, a predicted model, not a curated record
AUGGCAGACAUAUCUAAAGCAGCACAAGUAGCUAAGGAAAUGAAAAAUUAUGGUAUGGACAUAUUAGGUAUCAGUGAAAGUAGAUGGAAAGGAUCAGGUGAAACCAAGCUUCAAAGUGGAGACACGGUGAUCUAUGUUGGUGAUGAUGAACAUCAAGUCAAGGGAGUAGCCAUAAUGAUGAAUGAAAGAGCUAAGAAAUCAUUGAUGGAAUGGACACCAAUCAACAAGAGAAUGAUAAAGGCAAGAUUCUAUUCAAAGUAUAAGAAACUGACAGUAAUUCAAGCAUAUGCUCCAACAAAUGAUGCAAAAGAGGAAGAGAAAGAAGAAUUUUACCAACAACUACAAGACAAUGUUUCAUCCUGCAAUAAGAAUGAUAUGCUUAUAGUUAUGGGAGACCUGAACGCAAAAGUAGGCAAAGACAAUAGCCAUAUGCAAGAGGUGUUAGGAAAACAUGGAUGUGGGACAAUUAAUGAAAAUGGUGAAUUAUUAUGUAAUUUCUGCCAAAUCAACGGCCUCAUCAUAACAGGCUCCAUUUUCCCACAUAAGGAAAUACAUAAAGUAACAUGGAAAUCCCCUGAUGGCAAAACAACAAACCAAAUAGAUCAUAUAAUGGUACGAGGGGACAUGAGGACAUCAGUAUUGGAUACAAGAGUAAUGAGAGGAGCAGAUGUGUAUACUGACCACUACUUAGUAAGGUCUAAGAUCAGACUCAAACUGGCAAGAAAUAAAGGUGACAAGAACAAAUGCAAAAGAGAGAGAUAUGACCUAAACAAGCUAAAAAGUAUGGAUGUAAGGAAAAAGUACAAUAUUGAAGUGAGAAACAGAUUCCAAGUACUAGAAGAAGGUAACAUAGAAGAUCCAGUGUUGAAAUAUGAAGGUGCAGUAGAGAUAUACACUGAGGCAGCUAAACAGGUAUUGGGGAGCAGUAAAAAGAUCAGUAAACCAUGGAUAACCAACAAUACAUGGAAAAUGGUUGAUGAAAGAAAAGAAAUUAAAAAAAGAUUAGAAGGAACAAGAUCAGAAAGAUUAAAAGUGAGACUCAGUGAAGAAUACAAGCAGAAAAAUAAAGGGGUUAAGAAAAGUGCCAGAGAGGAUAAAAGGAAGUGGUACAAUAUGAUGGCUGAAGAUGCAGAAAAAGCAGCAGAAAAUGGCAGAAGCAAAGAGCUUUAUAACAUCACUAAAAUACUAACAGGUGAAAGAAAGAGGCAACACACAGGAGUAAAAAGUAAAGAAGGAGAACUGAAAAGUGAAAGAAAUGAUAUAUUGAAUAGAUGGGUAGAACAUUUUAGUGAAGUUUUAAAUAGGCAAGAUCCUCUUCAUCCAAUUUCAGAGGAAGAUGUAGAUAUGGCAGAAAUUAUAAUAGAGGAGAAUGGACAGUAG